GUUUUUCUUUUGGCAAUGCAGAGUGACUCGUAUCGGGCAACCGGUUGUUACAACCUUCUUUGUGUUGGCUUUAUUCAAACGAAUAGCAGAAUAGCCAUUGGAGCUGCCAUUUCUCCUGUCUCUUCUUAUGAUGGCAACCAAUAUGACAUCACAAUCCUCAUUUGGAAGGAUCCAAAAGUGGGGAAUUGGUGGAUGAGUUUUGGUGACAACACAUUGGUAGGGUAUUGGCCCGCAGAGUUAUUCACACACUUAGCAGACCACGCCACGAUGGUGGAGUGGGGAGGAGAGGUUGUAAAUUCCCGGACCAACGGCCAACACACCUUUACCCAAAUGGGCUCUGGACACUUCGCCGAGGAUGGUUUCGGAAAAGCAAGCUACUUCCGGAACCUUCAGAUCGUAGACACGGAUAACAGUUUGAGUUCUGUGCAGAGCAUCUCAACCUUGGCCGAAAACACAAACUGUUACGACAUCAAGAGCUACUACAGCAACGAAUGGGGCACUUACUUCUACUAUGGUGGGCCUGGGAACAAUCCUCAGUGCCCCUGAUUAUAAACUAUAUACAACGUAUAUAUAUCAAUGUACUUCAGUUUCAAACAAUCCUUCUACUCUAAAUGUUUCAUUCUUUCAUUGUACGUAAUUAUAGAAUUAAUAUUGUGCUAUAUAUUUCCAUUCUUGUUUCUACCA
Glycine soja is the source of this 684-nucleotide messenger RNA. RefSeq lists its product as uncharacterized. NCBI's taxonomy places the organism in Eukaryota, Viridiplantae, Streptophyta, Magnoliopsida, Fabales, Fabaceae. The coding region runs from base 16 to 546 and encodes 176 amino acids. The record is from RefSeq and is a predicted model, not a curated record. The transcript has 2 exons.